GUAGAGACUUAUUAAUCACUGUUGUGAGAAGGAGACAUACAAAUACUGCAUAGGCACUACAGGUGAUUUCACAGCUUUCUGGAUCCCACCAUCUCAUAAAACAUACAUAUUGUUUUAGCAUUGUUUUAUUUAAGCAUUCAGUUUUAACGUUAUACAAUUCCUUGUAUACCUGCUUAAACAAUCGAGCAACAGAGCAGCUCCAAAUAGUUCAGAACUCUGCAGCUACUGUAGACUACUGACCAAAACCAAACGAUGCUCUCACAUCACACCAAUUCUGGCCUCUCUACAUUGGCUCCCAGUCUCUUUUAGAAUUGAUUUUAAAGUGCUUUUAAUCACAUGUAAAGCUCUGAAUGACCUGGCACCGGAGUAUAUAACUGAGCUCCUCAUACGGUACUGUCCGAACAGGCCCUGUCAGUCUGGGUCUUUUAACUGUUCCAAAGAGCAGGUUAAAAUCAAAAGGUGAUCGUGCUUUUGCAGUACUGGCUCCCCGACUCUGGAACAGUCUUCCACUGAGCAUCAGAUCAGCUGACUCUGUCACGAUUUUUAAAUCCAGUCUUAAAACUCACUUUUAUAGAACGGCUUUUCCAAUCAGCUGAAUUUGUGUCUUUUGUAUGCUUGUGUGCUGAUGUGUAUGUAUGUGCAUAUGUAAUUGUAUGAAUAUGUAUAUGCUUGUUUCUUUAUUUUCCCAUUCUAUUGUAUUUUAUUUAAUCAUUUAUGUUAUAUUGUAUUCUGCUGUCUAUGAUGUGAAGUUCCUUGGAAAGCACUUUGUGCUUUGGGUUUGAAAAGUGCUCUACAAAUAAAAUUAUUAUUAUUAUUAUUAUAUAUUUUUUUUCCAUGUGGCAAGAUCUUUUGGACUUGCAUAUAUGUGUCAAAUUAUUGAUAUUGGUAUUAUUAUUAUUGGUGAGUGUGUUUGUGUGUGCGUGUGUCUGGAUGUGUGUGUGUUGUGUGUGUGGAUGUGGAUGGAUCUGGUUCCUGCUAGAGUUCCCUCUGAGCCCGGGGUGGUGUGACGUCACUCUCCCACAAUGCAUGGCUUCCAGCGCGGCGCCCAGCAGUCCAGGCCCGGACUAUAACAAACAUCUUUAAAACUUGUUCACAAAAUGUCCAUAUGGAGCCGGAACGGAGGCUGGACGGAGAGCUGGACCGAGGCUCAAUCGGUCUGUAAAGAUGUCAUGCUGCCUCGGAUUCAGCUGCUGUGACUGUGGCGUUCAGGGCUGCUGAAUACUAAAAUAGACUGCGGGCCAACACAAGAGCUCUUCUCAAGAAACACACAGACCCAGUCAGAGCUUCCACGGCUCCUCAUCACCGCAGCCCUUUUGGGGUUGCUAUGGCAGCUGCUGUCACAGAAACCAAGUGCUGGACACAGGCUUGCCCCAGUAAGGCAGGACAGACCACUAGUCAUUGCCACAAGAGACCAUCAAACAGUCAACAAACAGCACUUAGCAUUAAUUCUAGCACUCUAAGUUAACAAAACGAACCAGAGGUCUGUAGGCUGAUGGUCAGCUCUCUGGAGGAUCCUCAUGAGUCUUGUCUGUGUCUGCUCAGGCUCUUGGCCAGAGUCCCUGUGCAGCAGCAGAGCCAGUACUGUUCCUUCUGUUAGACCAUGUUUCACCAGCAGGACCAUCUGAAGAGCCAGCUGCAGGAGAGCCACCCAGGCACCAGGCAGCUCUUCCACUGCCAGGAGUGUGGCAAGCAGUACAACACCCAGCUCGGUUACAGACGCCACCUGGUAGCAGCCCACAGUGCUACGGCGGGCCUGCCUUGUCCAGAGGGGGCGUCUUCCCUGCUUGAGCACCUAGGCAGUCAUAUUGACAGGCCUCCACCGUCAGAGGGCAACUCAACCGCUACUGUGCCAGUGAGAGAAAGGAAGUACUCAUGCGAGCGAUGCGACCGCCGCUUUUACACCCGUAAGGAUGUACGCCGUCACGCUGUGGUGCACACCGGGCGCCGCGACUUCUUGUGCCCGCGCUGCGCACAACGCUUUGGCCGCAGAGACCACCUGACCCGCCAUUUGAAGAAGAGCCAUGCCCAGGAGUCGGGGUUGAUGCCACCCUGUACGCCCAGCACGCCCGUGACUACGCCGGCCCCUGCCACCCAGUGCCCGGUGAAGGAGGAGCCUAGCCCUGUGGCGUCUGAUAUGGGCUCGGUCUCCAAGGAGCCCAUGGAGACGUUCUCCAGGGACAUGUACAAUUCCUACCCCAUGGCCAAUCCCGUCCCCGGGAUGGGCCACCCUCACGGCCUCAUGCAGGGCUCCUUGUCCUCGAACAUAGGCGUGGCUCGCCACAUGCCCCCCCAAUCUCCUCACCCCCACCACCAUCAUCUGCAGCCCUCGGUGGCUCCGCAGCAGCAGCCCUACAGCAACAUGGCCAGGUAUCAGCACGGAUCUACCUCAUACCCUCGCGCCGACGUGGACAGUUUCCUGCUGGACCUGCAGAGUGCCCCCCCACCUCACCUGAGUGCAGUCAACUCCUCUACCUCGACUUCUGCCUCCCCUCAGAGGGAGGUGCUGGGUGAAGGCGUGGGCGCUGGCGGCGACCCUCACCUGUUGUCCAGGAGCCCCGCUAUCUCCUCAACUGAGCUGUCUUGCACCACUAACAUGGACCUCGGGCCUCUGCUGGGCUUCUUGCCUUUCAGCCUGCCACCCUACAGCCCUCACAUGGGGAUGGGAGGGUUAGUGAUGAGCUAUCCACCCGCCACCACCACCACUUCCCCCCCAUCCUCUUCCACUGGGUUGUCCUCCCAGGCUCCAGGGCCUUUCACCUUCUUCCAGCCUCCGCAGGCUCACGUACCACAGGGCCCUGGAGCCCAUAACCACAGCCAGCUACCUCAGGCAUACAGCAGUCCUGCUAUGAGCACUUCCAGCUCCCUACCUCACUACUACCAGGCCUUUCAGCAGUAAGCAGCUCUUGUCUCCCCACAAACGUUGCCUUCACACAUGCUCAUGGUUUUUUUUUUCACGGAAAAGGGUAAAACAUGAGAACAUCUUUUAUUGUAAAACAAAAUGUGUGACUUUAGCCUGUCAGUGCUAAUGAUGCUAAUCUUAGUUUUUUUUUUUUUUUUUGUUGAACACAACAAAUCACCUCAUCAGUAUUACCUCAUUAUUUAAAAAGGAAGCUUGAACAUUUGAGGAACUGUAGAUGGUCUCACUACAACCAAAGUAGAGUACUACUUCUUUUUUUGUCAGACCUGUUACCAACAGUGGAUGCACUUAACACACGUUACAGGUGCUGCACAAUGCUGAGAGUUAUCCAGUUUUUAAGUUGUCAUGGAAAAUGCUACCGUGUUAGGGAACGCCCCCUUCCUUGCUGAAGCUGACUUGAUAUUUUCUCAUUUUUGAAUAUUGGAGCAUGAACGGCCUUACAGAGUGAGAAAAGUAGGCGUAACUCUGUUUCAUUUAGUGAGUAUGUGCAAAAAAAAAAAGAUUGAGAAUGCAAACAGCGCUGUCUGUAUAUGAUAUCUGAUAGUUAACUCACUAAAAUAUGCAGUAGAGCUUCCCAUCCAGUCAUCCAGCAGUACACCUGCUGAUGUGUCCAAGUAUAUCAGCAGAUGGGAAAUGACCAUUGAUGUAAUAACCAAAUGUUAUCAUCACCCAUUAUUUCAAGUGAUGUAAAUUUAACCUUUUGUCUGCCAGAAUUAGACCUUAGAAUUUGGCCUAGUUUUUUUAAGUGUCCGUAAGUGCAGACAAUAACAGUUACAGUUAAAAAAAAUAACUGGAAAUCUAGACUGCACUUACUAUUAUUAGUUAACUGAACAACUCGUGACUCAAAAAUGUCACACAAUGUUACUGCAAUUUAACUGCAAAAGCAUUUGAGAGUAACGUCAGUCUUAAAUUCUGAUGUUGUAUAUUGGAAAAAAAAAAAAAUGUAACGGAGCAGCUCUUCAAGCCAGAAUUCCCCCAUCGGAAGCCCUGAAGAUUUUUAGACGUGGUUAUCUGAUGUCAUAUCAGCAUGGUGAUAUAAACUCUAAUGCUAAAUACCUACUUGGCAAUAUUACGUAGCAUCGCUAGGUUUAAAUGCACUUGCGUUUCAUUUUCAACGUCGCGGGGGCCUUUAAAGGUUGAAGUCGUGCUAAAUCACACGGAAGGUAGAAAACUGCUGCUCCACUGCUGUCUGUGGAUAAACCUUUCUAAAAAAUGUUCUGACCUUGUUGGCCAGAACAUUUGACAACAGUUACUGUUUAGACAGAGAAGUGUUACUUAGAAAAAAAUGUUCUAUGUAAUGUAUUUUACUGUAUUAUUUAAAAUAGUUAAAGGUACAAUGUGUAGGAUUUGGCGGCAUCUAAUUGUGGUGUUUGCAGAUUGCAACCAACUGACUGAGUUCUCACUCCUCCCUUUCCAAUAAUGCGGUAACGUGAGCCGCAGAGUGCAAAAUCAUGGUAACAACGUUUGCGUUGCUCAUCCUUGCCAUCCUUACCAUAAUAACACUACUUGUGGAACAACCGAGGUCACACGGUGGCUGGCGGUAGCAUACUCUGCGGCUCACGUUAAUGUUGUUUCACAAGCGUGUCGGAGAACUACGGUGGCCUUCAGGCAAACGCAAAAGGCUCUCAGUGUUUGGUUUGUCCGUUCUGGGC
Sebastes umbrosus (honeycomb rockfish) is the source of this 4569-nucleotide messenger RNA. RefSeq names its product zinc finger protein PLAGL2-like. The coding region runs from base 1601 to 2896 and encodes 431 amino acids. The record is from RefSeq and is a predicted model, not a curated record. NCBI's taxonomy places the organism in Eukaryota, Metazoa, Chordata, Actinopteri, Perciformes, Sebastidae. The transcript has 2 exons.